GGAAUGAGGGAAGCGAUGCAGCCACUUGCCACUCGCCACCACCUCUUGGUGUUCAGAAGCAAACAAACACCAGUUCUGGUUGAUAUUUUUCGUUUCAUCGGAGAAGAGGAUUGUUGGUUCAGAGAUCAGACACCGAAGGUUGGGUGAGAGAGACAGAGAGUGGCCAUGGAGACCGCCAUUUCUGGGAGAAUCGCUCUUUCUCCUAAUCACGUCUUUAGCUCUACUAAACCAGGGGAUAAACACUCCCUCUAUAAGGGACCAUGUACAAAUCGAGGCAUUGUCAUGUCAAUGUCAGCUAUGUGUCAGGGCAAAGGUGGUGGUUUGUUGGAGAGACCAACUAUAGAGAAGGCUACACCUGGCCGUGAAUCUGAGUUUGACUUGAGGAAAUCAAGGAAAACAGCUCCUCCUUAUCGUGUAAUAUUGCAUAAUGACAACUACAACAAGCGAGAAUAUGUUGUUCAAGUUCUCAUGAAGGUUAUUCCUGCAAUGACCCUUGACAACGCGGUCAAUAUCAUGCAAGAGGCACACUAUAAUGGCCUGGCAGUGGUGAUUAUCUGUGCUCAAGUAGAUGCUGAAGAACAUUGCAUGCAGCUGAGGGGCAAUGGUCUCCUAAGUUCAAUAGAACCUGCAAGUGGGGGGUGUUGAAGACUUGAAGGACUGUUCUCAUUGUGGAGAAUUAUGUCUCUGCUGCUGCUUACCUCCAUCUUCUUUUAAGUAUUAUAAAUCUGCUUGUGUGUACAUAACCUGAAAACAUCCAUGUUAUAUGAACCCUGAUGUCAUAUCAUCAGGUGCUAAGGCAAGGGAGGUGGACAAUACGACAUUGAGGACACUUUGUUUGUAUAGUGUUAGUUUGGACUUUGGACUUGCUUUUGAGAUUUGAUAAACUGAAUGGAUUAAAGAUGUAAGUAAUGAAUGAAUCCUUGUCUUGAAAAUUAGAGAA
This is a messenger RNA of Nelumbo nucifera (sacred lotus), 940 nucleotides long. Its product is annotated as ATP-dependent Clp protease adapter protein CLPS1, chloroplastic-like. Gene Ontology annotation, biological process: protein catabolic process; proteolysis. Lineage: Eukaryota; Viridiplantae; Streptophyta; Magnoliopsida; Proteales; Nelumbonaceae. The record is from RefSeq and is a predicted model, not a curated record.